Momordica charantia (bitter melon) is the source of this 1258-nucleotide messenger RNA. The record is from RefSeq and is a predicted model, not a curated record. Lineage: Eukaryota; Viridiplantae; Streptophyta; Magnoliopsida; Cucurbitales; Cucurbitaceae.
CUAUAACCAGAACCUGUUACCUAAGACUGAGCAAUACGUGACCAGCGUAGGGCUCAACCUUGAAACUUAAGGUUGGUGGUUCAUCAAGAGUGCCCCAAGCAUUUACCACUGAUCCCAGGACUCGCUUUAUAGAAUGAACACAUUCUUACACGUUCCUCCGGGUUUUCGAUUCCACCCAACGGAUGAGGAACUGGUGGAUUACUACCUUAGGAAAAAGAUUUCUUCAAGGAGGAUCGACUUGGAUGUCAUUAAAGAUGUAGACCUUUACAAAAUUGAACCAUGGGAUCUCCAAGAGAUAUGUAGUCUGGGGACAGAGGAUCAAAAUGAAUGGUACUUUUUCAGCCACAAGGAUAAGAAGUAUCCGACAGGAACUCGAACAAAUAGGGCAACUGCAGCUGGAUUUUGGAAAGCAACUGGCAGAGACAAGGCCAUCUAUUCGAAGCAUGACUUGAUUGGUAUGAGAAAGACCUUAGUCUUCUACAAAGGUCGAGCCCCGAACGGGCAGAAGUCGGAUUGGAUCAUGCAUGAAUAUAGACUCGAAACUGAUGAAAAUGGCGCUCCACAGGAAGAAGGGUGGGUGGUAUGCAGGGUGUUCAAGAAGAGAAUAGCCACAGUAAGGAGAAUGAACGAGCACGAAUCGCCAUGUUGGUACGAUGAACCGAUGUCGUUUAUGCCCAACUUGGACUCACCAAACCAAAGCUCACACUCCAAUUUUAUUCCUCACCAUGUUUCCAGCUUCCCAUGCAAGAAAGAGGUAGAUUUGGGCUACCAACAACCUCACCCUCAAGACCAUUUCCUCCACUUACCCCUUUUGGAGAGCCAAAAGUUGCUCCAAUCAGUCACCAACACCUCAGCAUUUGCCCUAGACAUCAACCUCCAAGCCUCCAACUUCCAACCGUCAGCUCAAAAACAACAAAACAUGGACCAAAAUUUGCUGUUUUUGUUCGAAAACAACAACAACAACAAUGAACAAACAAUGGAGGAUCAGCUCACAGAUUGGCGUGUGUUUGAUAAGUAUGUUGCUUCGCAGCUCAGCCACGAGAAUGCUUCCAAGGAAAUUAACAGCUACUCGUCAGAUGCUCCAAAUGUUGCAGUCAGACAUUCGGACAAGCAAGAACUUAUGGUUCCAGAUAAUGCUCCAACAUCUACUUCAAGUUGUCAAAUUGAGCUGUGGAAGUGAGACCACUUAUUAUUAUUAUUAUUUUUUUUAUAAUGGUUAUUACUUGAUAUUAUAUAAUAAUUAAUAGAAUAUUAUUAG